UUUGGUUGAGGACUGAAUUUAUUUAUUAUCCCUCAGUCUCUUGGUCGGAUCUCACAGGUGUAUUCUUCAAUUUUUGCUAUUUUUUCAUGUCUGUUGAUGAUACAAACAGCUAACACUCCUCGUACACAAUCCAGGCAGCAGAAGCACUUCUUUGCCCAAAAUACUCCAAGUUUUGUUGUGAGACUUGGCUCCAAUUACAUCAACAACAUCACCAUCGUUUGUCACUGUGUUUGGUUAUUAUUAUUGGAUAAUUUAGAAUUCAGGACUCAUAUCUCAGACUUUGGGUCUCUAGUACUGCUGCAAUGGCUUUUGCUUCCUCUUCUUCUUCUUCUUCUUCUCAAGGGAGCUAUGAUGUGUUCUUGAGCUUUAGAGGAGAAGACACCCGCAAUAACUUCACUGCCCAUCUGUAUCAGGAGUUGCGCACUAAAGGAAUCAACACUUUCAUAGAUGAUGACAAGCUUGAGAGAGGCCGGGUCAUAUCUCCUGCCCUUGUUACAGCAAUUGAGAACUCCAUGUUUUCCAUCAUUGUUUUAUCAGAAAAUUAUGCAUCUUCUAAAUGGUGUCUGGAGGAGCUUGCAAAGAUACUGGAGUGCAUGAAAACCAGAGGACAGAGGGUUCUCCCAAUUUUCUAUAAUGUGGAUCCCUCAGAUGUGAAAAAACAGAGGGGAAAAUUUGGAGAAGCCUUAGCUAAACAUGAAGAGAAUUUGGAGAAUUUGGAGAGGGUGCAGAUUUGGAAGGAUGCUCUCACUCAAGUUGCAAACUUAUCUGGUUGGGAUUCAAGGAAUAAGGAAGUGAAAAAAUUGAAGGCAUAUUCCUCAACUUGUUUCAUUUACAAGAGACAAUAGACUUUACCACACAAGCCUUUGCAAGG
This is a messenger RNA of Vitis riparia (riverbank grape), 871 nucleotides long. RefSeq names its product disease resistance protein RUN1-like. The transcript is spliced from 3 exons. NCBI's taxonomy places the organism in Eukaryota, Viridiplantae, Streptophyta, Magnoliopsida, Vitales, Vitaceae. Gene Ontology annotation, biological process: signal transduction. The coding region runs from base 303 to 845 and encodes 180 amino acids. The record is from RefSeq and is a predicted model, not a curated record.